Molecule: messenger RNA, 657 nt
Organism: Rhodamnia argentea
Lineage: Eukaryota; Viridiplantae; Streptophyta; Magnoliopsida; Myrtales; Myrtaceae
Product: barwin-like
Exons: 2
Coding region: 113-547 (144 amino acids)
Biological process (GO): defense response to fungus; defense response to bacterium
Molecular function (GO): RNA nuclease activity
Source: RefSeq, a predicted model, not a curated record
CCCGUUCCCCAUCUCCUACAAAUCGCCCGGGGUCACCUGCUCUCAUCUCCUUGCACGACAAAAGCUUGCAAACUCUUACCCCACACACACACACACAAAUACACAAAUCAUCAUGGGGAGAUUGAGCCUUUGCUUGGCAUUGUUGCUUUGCCUCGCCAUCUCUGUGGCCGAUGCUCAGAGCGGCAUCAAUGUGAGGGCGACAUACCACUACUACAACCCCGCGCAGAACGGAUGGAACCUGAACGCCGUCAGCGCGUAUUGCUCGACAUGGGACGCGAACAAGCCGCUGGCUUGGCGGCAGAAGUACGGGUGGAUCGCCUUCUGUGCCCCGGCCGGGCCUCACGGGCAACAGGCUUGUGGCAAGUGCUUGAGGAUCACGAACACCAGGACCAAAGCUCAAGUUACCGCGAGGAUCGUCGACCAGUGCAGCAACGGAGGGCUCGAUCUGGAUUACAACACCGUCUUCCAUCCACUGGAUACCGACGGACAAGGAUAUAAGCAAGGAUACCUCACCGUGAACUACGAGACCGUCAACUGCGGCGACUGAACGUUUGGCACGUUCGUGCCCAGAAAUAAUAAGACCUUGCUGAGAAAUAAAUGAUCACUUCUUCUGUAAUAGAAGUUGAUAUUGCGAAAUAAUAAACGAAUUAUCAUUUG